Messenger RNA from Salvelinus fontinalis (brook trout), 6337 nucleotides. RefSeq names its product SH3GL interacting endocytic adaptor 1a (gene sgip1a). Gene Ontology annotation, cellular component: cytoplasm; clathrin-coated pit; clathrin-coated vesicle. Bases 622 to 3348 code for a protein of 908 amino acids. NCBI's taxonomy places the organism in Eukaryota, Metazoa, Chordata, Actinopteri, Salmoniformes, Salmonidae. Gene Ontology annotation, biological process: clathrin-dependent endocytosis; clathrin coat assembly; synaptic vesicle endocytosis. The record is from RefSeq and is a predicted model, not a curated record. The transcript has 18 exons.
CCUAAUAGAGCUACAAAUGAAUUACAUCACACUACAUAGUAUAUCACUGUAUGCUAGUACACCCUAUAUCACUGUGUGCUAGUCUGUAUCAGUUUGUACUUGUUUCUGUCGGCAUGUUUGUAUGUCUGACUGACUGAAUUAGUGAAUGUCUGUCUGACUAGAUCAGAAACAUUUAGUAUUCAGCCCACCACAGUACUAGUCUGGCAAACACCUAACUGUGAAUCACGACAGCCAGGCCAUCACAGAACAGCCUAUCAGUACCGUCAAGCAUCAUCUCAUCUCAACUCAAUAACAAGCAGGCAGACUACCGGGGAAAAACUGAGCAUCACUUCAACUCAAUAACAGCUAACGGCACGCUUCCUGGAAUUACUAUGUAAUGAUUAGUCUGAUAUUUAUGGAACCUACUGUUCUGUGAGGAGAUUGUACAGUAUCCUGUUUGCAUGAUGUAGUAUAUGCUAUUUGGCAGAGAUUUAGAUAUAUAAACACGCUCUGGGGUAAAGUUUCUCCUAGGUACAGAUCUAGGAUCCGCUUCCCCUCCCCCAAUCCUAACCUUAACCAUUAGUGUGGAAAAUACUAAACUGACCCCAGAUCAGCAUCUAGGGGCAACUUCACCUUACCCCUAUGACCUUCAGCAUUGAAACCAUUGCUGUCCUUAACGGCGACCCACCUGGCCCCAAACCCCCCAAGGAGCACUUCUUCUCCUCCAGCGAGUCAGAGGGAGAGGAGGACCACCGGAAAAAGUUUAAGAUCAAGAUCAAACCGUUACCAUCGGAAAGUGCCAACUGUUUGGCCCCGUCAGUAGAUGAACUCAAAGCCUCCAUAGGCAACAUAGCUCUGUCUCCCUCUCCUCUGAGACGUAGCCCGGGGUUGAUGAAUAAAGACUGUAGUGAAGAGAUACAGGUAGCUCGGCCAAGACGCUCUGCACCCAUUGCAGCCCCCACGUUAGCAGCCCCGGUGCUACAAGCCCCCAGAAGUAAGAAAUCCCCAGCAGUACCACUACCAGAGAAGGAACCAGCCCCAGGACCAGCCCCAGUACCAGAGGACGCUACAGCCUUAUUUGGACCUCCCCUGGAGACAGCCUUUAGAGAGCAGAAAACUGAAGUGGGAAUAUCUGAGCAGGUGGUGUGUGACGUGUGGGGUGCUCCUCUACCUGAGUCUGAGUCACUGAGCCCAGACUUCUCUUUCACCAGAACCUUCUCCACAGGAACUCCGCCUCCGCUUCUGCCCAAGAAUGUCCCAACCUCCCCCCCUCCGACCAGCUCCCCCUCUGCAGAUGCUGCCGAAUUGUCAGUAUCGACAGAAGGCUCAGAAAGGAAGACCUCCAUCCCAAACCUGGACAACAUUUUCGGCCCAGCGGAGCCCUCUGCCUUUGGCGAGGAGUCUGCCGACAAGUGGGUCUGCUUCAGCGAGGAAUUGGCAGCCUCUGAAAGACCGCCCCCUCCGAAGGACCCAGCCCCGCCCCUAUCAACGUCCCCAGCCCCUCCAGAAGAUCCCCCCGCCUCUCCUGUACCCACCUCCCCUCUCCCUUCGGAAGACCCUUCUCCCUCUCUCCCCCCUCUCCCUACCUCCCCUCCCCCACAGGAAGAACCGUUUUCUUCUUUACCCACGUCUGAAACCCCUACAGAGGAACCAGCACUCCGCCUACCCACAGUCCCACCCGUGCCUAAAGACCCUACACCCCCACCCACACCACUUCCACCAAAGGACCAUACACCACACCCCACUCCUCUACCCACCAUUGUCCCCCCUCUUGACCCACCCCCCAGCAUUGCCCCUGUUCCCCCAAUCCCUUCACCCCCCAGUGUUGCCCCUGUCCCCCCUGCGGUCCCCUCUCCUCCCAAAGCAAGAACACCUGUCUCCCCCACCAGCCCCCCUGGCCAUGCCAUUGUGGACGAGCCCUCACGCACCAUAGCCCCACCCCUUGUCUUUGUCGAGGAGGAACGGAAGAAUCCUGAAGGGGCAGCUCCGCCUGUCCCGCCUGCCCCAUCGAACGAGGGCCUUGUUGAAACCGCCGCCUCGCCCAAAGCUGUUGGCCAGGUGUCCCGUGCUGCCCCUCCACCUCCUCCACCCCCUACGUACAGGGCAGUUGUGUCCUCGCCAGGACCCACGACAGAGGGCAUGGGUAGUGGAGCAUCCUCUCCGGCUCGUCCUGCUACACCGUCAGCUCCAUCAGCGGUUUUCAGCAGCCCCACCCCGCCCCCUCCCCCUCCACGCCCCACCUCACGACCCAAAUUGCCCCCUGGAAAACCCAGCAAGGGGGACAUGAGCCGGCCCUUCAGUCCCCCGGGCAGUCACUCGUCCAGCCCCCCUUCCAUUGCCCCCGUGGCCCUGGCCCGGGCCGAGAGCACUUCCUCUAUCUCCUCCAACAAUUCCCUGAGUGCAGCCACCACCCCCACCGUUGGUAAAAAUCUCACCCUUUCUGUGUCAGAGAAUGACCAGCCUUCCCUGGUUUGGUUUGACAGAGGGAAGUUUUAUUUAACCUUUGAAGGCUGCUCCAGGGGACCCAGCCCUCUCACCAUGGGGGCCCAGGACACCCUUCCGGUGGCGGCAGCUUUUACUGAAACGGUCAAUGCCUUCUUCAAAGGAGCCAACCCUAACAAGUGUGUUGUGAAGAUCACAGGCGAGAUGGUGCUGUCGUUUCCAGCGGGGAUCACACGGCACUUUGCCAAUAACCCGUCCCCUGCCGUGCUAACCUUCAGCAUAACCCACUACAGCUGGCUGGAGCAUGUGCUGCCUAAUCCCCAGCUACUCUGCUGUGACACCGCCACAACACCCAACCCUGACUGCAAGACCUUCUGGGUGAACAUGCCAAACCUGAUGACACAUCUAAAGAAGGUGGCCGAGCAGAAACCCCAGGCCACAUACUACAAUGUGGACAUGCUCAAAUACCAGGUAUCAGCGCAGGGCCUCACGUCGACCCCCCUGAACCUGGCAGCCAGUUGGCGUUGUGAACCUACCAGCACGGACCUCCGAAUAGACUACAAGUACAACGGCGGCUCCAUGACAACGCCCGUGGCGCUCAACAACGUCCAGUUCCUGAUCCCCGUAGACGGAGGGGUCACCAAGCUACUGGCUGUGCUUCCCCCCGCCGCAUGGAAUGCAGAGCAGCAAAGAAUCCUGUGGAAGAUUCCUGAUAUUUCCCAGAAAUCUGAAAAUGGAGGCAUUGGCUCAUUGUUGGCCCGGUUCCAGCUGUCGGAGGGCCCCAGUAAACCCUCUCCCCUAGCGGUCCAGUUCACCAGCGAGGGCAGCACUCUGUCAGGCUGUGAUAUAGAACUGGCUGGGCCAGGGUACCGCUUCUCACUCAUCAAGAAGAGGUUCGCUGCAGGAAAAUACUUGGCAGACAACUGAUACUUCAUACUACUACUGAACAAAUACACUGGAGAUCAUCAUCUCAAUGAACUAAUGAAAUCCCAUACUACAGAGGACAGACCUACACCACCACCUCCCUACAGACAGACACUUCUUUCUAAACCCGCGAGCCAGACAGGCCAAGGCCGCACAGCCUACUGUACCCAGCAGUAUUGUAUAGCUUGCAUAUAGUCUUGUGGACCGUUUUAGGGUGUAAUUAUUGUAUUUGUAAAAUGUAUUCAAAUUGAUUAAUUUCAGAACAUCUGUAUUGCUGCUGCUUUAGACACCCACCCGGGUUUCCCUCUCUAAAGGUACAUGCUUCUGCCUCUCUAUCCCACUCUCUAACGUGUGGUGUUCAAACUUAAACACUGCUACAGCUACCUAGCUACUCAACCGCAAAAUCACAGUCUCGACCGUUAACCUACCACAUAAUACACUGUAUUUAUUUUAGAUGCGACAUCAAAUAUGUGCUAUUAGGAGAGGAUGUAUGAAAAGACCAUUCGGUUGUGCCAUUGAGUGAACUAAGAUGAAUAGACGCACCAUGAUGUCACACUCCUCCAUUCAGUUUGAGGGGCUAAUUCUUGCUUCUCGCAUGCCUCUGAUUGGACACGGUUAGAGCUACCAUGAAAUGCUGGGUAUUGGAGUUUUUAAGUUGUUGGUUUUUAACAGUUAAUGCGUUACACACUGGCACAGCAGAUUUAAAGGACAUUGUUCAUUUGGAUGGUGACCAUUACCAGACUCCUCUCUCUUCUUUGAAUGCAGUGAUUUAACACCGGGUUCAAACAUAUACUCUCAACAUUUUCCUCAGAAAAUAUCAGAAAGUCCUGAGUAGUUAGGCAGCUGCAACAAUAAAUACAUUCUUAUUUGCAAUAUAAAACAAAUAUAAUAUGUUUCCCUCAAUAAAAAAACCUGUACAAAGUCUCAUUUUAAAUUGAUAAUAUAUAUAUCUGAAAGGGCGUUUGGUGUUUUCCUUGUAUUGUCAAAUAGCCUUUCUGUUGUUCCUGACACAGCAGUGGUAGACUUACUUCAGAGUACAUUACAGCAUUCUAUUUUUAUUUAUUGAUGAUAAUGAUUUAAAAAGUAUGUAAAAAGUAUGUGAUUCUAUAUAUGAAUAGAAUUUGAAUGGUAUCGCAAUUUAGAAUGACGGUAUCAAUAUUCUAAUGAUCUUUUUUUGUUAUCUGUGUAGUUGAGUAACCUGUGUACAGUAUAAUGUAUAAGGUAUCAUUUUAGAAUUGAUUUCAGAUAUAUAAUUUUUUAAGUCAAGUGCAUCAGAAGAUUUGACUACAGUAAUAAUGUGCGUGAGGGGGAAGAGGAAUAGUAACCUGGAUGCGUACGUCAGGCAGUAUGAAAGCAGUGUUAUUUAGAGUUACACUAAUAGUUAUUACCGUGGAUAAUCAGUCAGGUUUUGACUAUGUUAUGCUCUGUUUCCAAUCACCUCAAUGUGUUAUUCUGCAUCAAACAGCAUGAGCUCCCCUUCGGAUCAAACCAACCAGCGCUUGAAUCAAUGGCUUUAUUUUGCAUAAUGGUAAUGGUCUCUGUGAGAUGACGAGGUUUUGGAGGGAGGUUAGAUCACCAAAACGCUUUUUGUAUUUUAUGUGUGUACUCCAGACAGUCCUCUAAAAGAUAUAGAAAUAAGAGAAAUAAGCGGAAUAUUUUUUUAAACAACAAAAAAAACAUCUUGUUUCAUGUGAAGAACACUGUGCUGAUAAUGUUAGAAACUUCCUGAAUGCUCUGAUAUUCAACAUAGAGAACAAAAUGUGUGUGAUGACAUUUAACUUAAAAGGUCUCCUCGUGUGGGCAUCACAAGUAUGUCAGCAUACUAUCUGUACUUCAUGAAGCUACAUAGCACCAUUUAUACGCCUGCCUUAGAACUGCCAUAGAAGUGUCGUACAUGUCCAUUUUGUCUGACCAUUUAGUUGGCAUUUCUAAGUAAGGCAUCAAUGAAUUGUGUCAUGUAGCUCUCUGUAUAGCUGUUUAGUGAGUAACACUUUACUUGAACAUUAUUGUACACACCCAACUAUAGUUAACAGAAAUGACAUUGGUAAUGUUAUUACUGUUUAUGAACUAUGUAUGAUCUCUGGUCGUGCUUAUGAUGGAGAGAGGGUUCAAGCUAAGUGUUACGGCAUGGAUAAUGUAAUGUGUGUCUGCAUAAAGUUACGGUAUAGUGUUAAAGUGAAGUGGUCCACCAACCAAUAGACUCGUUGAUCUGUUGUCAUGUUAACUGUGAGAACUGAAGACCAGAGCAGGAAGUGUGUCUGUGUGUGGCGUGCUAAGCUCGACUGCUUUGGGUUCUGUACUGUUUCUCUGUCAACCACAUGUGCAAGCUGUGUUUGUACGGACAAUGUUAAGAUGAUCUGAUGAGAAACUAAGUUUGCUUCUUUCCAAAACCAAUAAAAGUUAUGAACUGGACAAAUUUUUGGAGCAGUCUUUUUGCAACUCACAGCAGAAGUUUUAUUAGUCGUAGGUACAGGAUACACUGUCCAACAAACUUCUUACUUACAGGUUCCUCCUCCACAAUGCAACUACAAUAAGAAAUGAUACAAGAUAAGAAUACCAACAUAAAGUAAAUGCCUCAAUAGAAUAUAAUAAAUAUUUUGCAUGUUGCUCGAAUUCAGUUUAUUCUGUAUAUCCUCCACCAAUUUUGUGUUCUGAUGUACAGUGCAACACAUCAAGGUUGGCUGUAACAACAUUGUCUUAAAGCCUUACUAGGAAUACACUCCUUCUGCCAUUAAGAAGCUGUUUAUAAUUGUGUGCGAUGAGGGAGAUGUAACUGUAGUAUGAUUAGCCUUUAAUUCAACGUACCAUGUGUUCUGUACAUAUGUUUGUUUCAUUUUAUAUUUAUAUGGAUAUAUUUGUUAUUUCAUCUGUUUGUGUUAUCCAAUGCACAGGAUACUGAAUAUGAAAUUGUUUAAUGUGAUGUACCGUACUAAUGAAAUGUUCUAAACGAAUGCAGAAUGAUCCACCUGAAAUAAAGGAGGCGUAUCAAUUA